Molecule: messenger RNA, 6653 nt
Organism: Closterium sp. NIES-67
Lineage: Eukaryota; Viridiplantae; Streptophyta; Zygnematophyceae; Desmidiales; Closteriaceae
Source: the annotation of a GenBank genome assembly
ACAAGGUUAAAAUCUGUGAGAUGAGAAGCCUUAUCCUUCUAAACUCUCUCAACGAAACCCUAGUUCCGAUCGUCGCGCCGUGGUGCGGAAUUUGCCUGAUCUUUCUUUAGUAUGUGUUCUCGCUAGACAAGAUAGCCUGAUGGAUUGAUCGCACAUCCUCCGCUAACGAUUGUUUCUAACUAGUAUCAAGAGCUUUCUUCGCGGCUUGACUGCUUCUACCGAUACCCCACGUGCGCAUUCCGUGCAACCGACUUCUCCGUGGCCCUCCUCAACUCCGUAACCUCUCCGCAGACUCUCCGCGGACUCUCCGUGGGCUCUCCGUGAUCGUCUGCCUAUGGCGGUGACUUUGCCAUCAGAGAUCUCACGAUACGGAGAAGCGCAGCGGUCUUUUGAAACCUAAUCGCCUGCCACGAUAAGAACUCGAUUUCUAUCGCGACGCGACGAGCACCGGAUUUGGAGGUUCGAGCGGCUGCUAUUGCCAGGAAUGGCUCGGCUUCCAUUGAUUUCAAGAGCUGCGGAUGAUCCAUGGCGGGUUUUUUGCCCCAGAAGCUCGGAUGCCUUGAGAAGAGAGGAAUCUCCUUGAGGGGUUUGAAGGUCGUUCCGGAGGUACUAAAAGGAGUACUUUGUUAAACAUCAGGUCUUCCUUCUUUCGCCAGAGGUAGUCAGUUCCGUAACCCUGCUCUGUUUGUUCUCUGGAAAUGUUAAGUCAAUUUUCAGAUCCUUCAACCAGAGCGAUUUCUAUCCUUUUUGCCCGGGAUUAUCGACUCAACUUUCUGACGCUGGAGUCUGUUCUAACGUGCAAUUUCGCGCGCAAAAGCCUAUCGCCGGGUACACGUGGCGUGCGUAGCGGUGCUACAAUCUAGGCGUGUAUAACGGUCGUACACUCGUGUCCGCGUGUGUAGCGGCGGUGUUACAGUCGUAGCGUCAACAGCCUCAAGCGCCAGCAGACUUAAGCGUCAACCGCUCCAAGCGUCGACAUUCUUAAGCGUCCACAGAAUUUUUAAGUGCGAGGCGACGGGAGGGGAGGUAGCGGGGCGGGCGAAAUUUGAGAAUUCGCAAAAAUCACCCACGAUGACGGGCGAUGUGGCGGAGCUGGUGGAGCAGUACAAGUGCGAGCUUGCGGAGCUGACGUUCAACAGCAAGCCCAUCAUCACCAACCUCACCAUCAUCGCGGGCGAGAACGCGCACGCCGCCAAGGCCAUCGCCAAUACCAUCUGCCAGCACAUCAUCGAGGUGCCCCGGGACCAGAAGCUGCCAGUGCUGUAUCUACUGGACAGCAUCGUCAAGAACGAAGGCGGGCCCUACAUUGACGUCUUCGCCGCUCGCCUUCCCGAGGUAUUCUGCCGCGCCUAUGACCAGGUGGACGGGGGAAUCAAGCCCCAAAUGCGCCAUCUCUUCGACACCUGGCGCAGCGUCUUCCCCCAUCAGCCCCUCCGCGCCAUCGAGCUCCGCCUGCGCUUCCCCCCUCCCCCUUCCGCCACCGGGGGGAAACCCCCUCCGCCCGGCAUUCCCCCUGGCGCCAUGGGGGGAGGGCAUAUGGGGCCGGCGCAUCCAGGGCUCCCCCACCAUGGUGCUGGCGGGGGGGGAGGAGGCGGGGGUGUUCCGCCCAAUCACGCGCAGCAUCCGCAUCAUGGGCAUCCGGGCAUGGGUUCCCCGCACCUUCCCCCCGCCAUCCCCGCGCACGCCAGAGCGCAUGCUGGGGGAGCAGCGGGCAGAGGGGGAGGGGCGGGUGGCGGAGGCGCGGACGGCGGGGGAGGUAUGCCGUUGGACUCCCCUGGCUCGGGGAGAAUCCAUGUGAACCCCAAGUAUCUGAAAGCCGCGCAGGUGCAGCAGCAGCAGCAGCAACAGCAGCAACAGCAGCAGCAACAACAGCAGAGGAUGCAGCAGCAGGGUUUGGCCUCUAGGCGAGCAGCAGCGGCAGCAGCAGCCGGCAUAGCAGCCCAGCAGCGGCACACUGCAAGUCCGCGCGCAGGCAAUGGCACGCUACAGCAGCGCCGAGCAGCAGCAGCGGCGGCGGCGGCAGCGGCAGCAGCUAGCAGGGGGUCGGAUGGGCGCGCAGCAGAGUGGGGAAUCACAGCCCCCUCUGGAAGAUCCACAGGGGCAGGUGGGGCAGCUGCUGCAGCAACGGCAGCAGCAGCAGCAGCUAUGGGGAAGAUGAAGGGGGGUAGAAGACCCGGGGGGUUAGGUAGUGGCGCAGCAGCAGGGGGGGCCGUUCCGCCGCCGCCUCACCCGGUUGGCAGAGGGCGCGGGGCUCCUCCAAUGAGGCAACGCCACGUGCAGCCAGCUGUGGAGGUGUAUGAGGAGGAGGAGGAGGAGGGGCCGCGGUUAAGAGCCCAGUAUGGAAGAUACGGGUUAGAGGGGGAGGCGGAGGAAGAGGAAGAGGAGGAGGAAGAAGCGGAGGAGGAGGAGGAGGAGGAGGAUGAGUUGGUAGGUCCUGCAGUGGAGUAUGACGGGAUGGAGGGGAGGGAGGGGGGGGCGGACGGAGGGGGGGACGAUGGGGGGUGGUUGGAUAGGAGGGUGGCUGUGGAUGAUGAUGAAGAUGAGCAGGAGGAAGAGGGAGGGGACGAAGCGUUUGCAAACGACAUGACAGGAGGAGGAAUGGAUCAGUUCGCACCCCCCCCUCGGCCCGCUCGCUCCAUCCCCGAUCGCUACCACCGUCCCGCUGCUGCCGCUCCUGCUGCUGCUACCGGUGCCGCACGGGGAAGGGCAGCAGCAGCAGCAGCUGAUGACCGAAUGCUUGCCGGUGCUUCUACGAAGCCGCUAGUUAGAGGGAGGCCUGCUCGAGUGCUGCGUGCCGCACAUACAGGAGGCGCUGCAGGUGGUGUGGGUGCCGGUGGUGCUGGUGCGGGGGAGCGGGUAAGCAGCACGCAUUUCCAGUGGAAGGAGGUUACUGAAGUGGUUCCUGCCCCUAUGGUGGCUCGCCAGCAGCAGCUUCGUGCACGGGAGCAGGCUUUGCUUGAUGAUGAUCAGGGGCUUCCCAUCCCACCCCGCUCCGCCCUCCGCCGCCCCCGUCCCCCCAGCGAUUCCUUCCCCCUGCAACCAGACCUGCCCGGCCCCUCCCACCUCCGCUCGCGCCCCCACCACCCAGCAGCAGCCGACCCCCGCGUAGCAGACACCUGGCCCGCACCAGCAACAACGUCCAGAGCUCUAGCAGCAGCAGCAGCAGCUAGAGCAGCAGCAGCAGCAGCAAGAGUGGCGGAUCUGGGCCCGGACUUACCAGACGUGGACGUGCACGACCUGCUGCCACUCCCUCGCUCCUCUGCUCCCCUUCCCGCUGCUCCCGCGCCACCGUAUCGCGGCGCCCAUCCCCCUCUCCCGCCUGCGUCUGCUGCUGCGGCUAGAGGGUACCAAACGGGUGAGCAGUUUGAGCAGUUUGGCCCAGAUAUGAAGCACCUGCCUGGUGUCGGCUCGUCCGGGGAUUUGGCAUUGGACGCAGCAGCAGCAGCAGCAGCAGCUCUUCCCUUCUCCUCUCACCAGCUCACGUCCCUGCUGCAGCAGGUCGGUGCUGCUGUUGGGAAUCUCCCUGGAGAGAGACAGACAGGGGCAGCAGCAGGAGGAGCAGGAGCAGGAGCAGGAGCAGGGACACCACUGCCACCGCUUUCACCGACAACCCUUCCAAAUCUGCCGUCCCCCACUCCUCCCCAUGCUCCCCAUCCUGCUGCUCCUCCUCCUCUCGGCCUGCCUCUUCCCAGCAUCCCGCCUCUCCCUCCACAUGCCCCUCCCAGCGCGCUCCUUUCGUCUCUCGCCAACCUCUUGCCGCCUGCUUCUGCUGUGCGUGCCCGCAUGCCCGUCUCUCCUCCCCCUCCCGCGGCCGCCAUGCCUCCUCUCCCUCCUGCACUUCCGGCUUCCCUCUCCUCCCUGCUCCCGCCUGUGGCGCCUCCCUAUUCUGGAGCCUAUGGUGCUGGUGAUUAUAGCAGGGACAGUGUGGGGGUGGGGGAACCCCCUUCGGUUGCUGGUGCUAGUGGUGAUGGUGGGGGGGGGGAAGGAGGGGGGGGCGCGGGUCUGUCUAACCUUCUCUCCUCGCUUUUGACUCAAGGUGUUCUAAACAUUGGCUCUUCCGCAGCAGCAGCAGCAGCAGCAGGAGGAGGAGCAGCAGGAGCAGCAGGGGUGCCCCCCACAAUGCCUGCAUCCUUUACUCCUCCUCUUCCUCCCCUCCCCCCAUCGGCACCCCCUCCCUCCCUCGCCACCUCCCAUCCUGCACCCUUUGACCGUGUCCCCACCCCUCCCUUGCCCCCCCAACACCAUACCCCCUUCCCACCACACGCGCCACAUGCCCCCUCCCAACCGCCCCAGCACUCCGCAUCCCCCCACCCCCCGUUCCCCCAUCCGCACCCUCCCCCUCCCCCUGCUCCACAGGACCUCCCCCCUCCUUUGCGUAUUAUAUCACAUGCGGCUCUGGCGUCAGUAGGGCGGGAGAUUAAGCAGGAGGUGCUAAGAUCCCGCCAUGAGGCGGUCGUUGCCGCCCUCUAUUUCGACUUCCCCCGCCAGUGCGCCACAUGCGGACGAAGGUUUGCCGACCAGGAGGAGUACGGGCGGCACCUGGACGGGCAUUUCCUGAAGCGGAAGCGGUUGAAGCAGCAGAAGGCGCAGUCGCGCAUGUGGUACGUGUCGACGCGUGAUUGGCUCUCAGAAUCCACCUCUUCUGCUGCUGCUUCUGGUGCUGUGCCUGGUGCUAGUGGUGCUGCAACCGAAGCAGGGGGGAUGGGAGGAGGGGCGGGUGAAGGAGCAGGAGGAAUGGGAUCAACGAGAGAGGGAGAGGGAGGCGGAGGAGGAGGAGGAGGGGCUGCCUCUAGUGGUGGUGCUGCUGCUGCUGAGAGUAAACUAAUGCCCGGUGUUGCUGUUUCUUCUGCUGCUGCUGGCGGGGCGGCGGAUAGAGGAGGGAUGGGGAUUGAAAGAGGAGAUGGAGGAGUAGGAGGAGGAAGAGAGGGCGGAGGAGGAAUAGGCGGAGGGGAAGGGGGAGUUGUGGGUGUCAGUGAGGCAGGAGGAGGGGUGGGGGAUCAAGGCGGGGCGAGUCUAGCGGUGCCUGCAGAGGAGGAGGCGGAUGACUGGUGUGCGCUGUGUGGGGAGAAGUUUGCAGUGUUCUUUGAUCCCGAGGAGGACGAGUGGAUGUAUAGAGGGGCCGUGGUAGAGGGGGUGGCAGGAGGUGUUGUUGCUGCUGCUGGUCGUACUGGGGAAGGGGUAGGGGAGGGGCGACGCCCCCGCAUUGUGCAUGCGACGUGUCGAGAGGCGAGCACCAGCAGAGGUUCUUCGGACAGCAGUCGCAGCAAGCGCCUGCGAGUGGAGUGACCGGGAAGACAGUUGCAGAGAGGGCACAGCAGAAGCAGGAGGCCCAGCAGAAGCCUUUGCUGGCACAGCAGUUGCGAAAAGCUCGAGCCAACAGGCGCGUUUUCGUUCGAAAACGUGUCUACUAUUGACCACCCGAUACUACCUGCCUGCUUUUCACGUUGAUCGUCAACUCUGAUGUGCCGCGCUGCCUUCGCGCUGCCUUCGCGCUGCCUUCGCGCUGCCUUCUGUUUGGGGGCAUACAAACUCCAAAACGGUCACGCUGCAUUGCACCACCACGCGACACACGUGAUGUGCCGUGAGGGUGCCCUGAUGCCAUGAUGCAACCCGACAGACAGGGAGGAACCAAUGAGGCACGCAUGACUCAUGAGCGAACAGCGCUGUUGCUGCCGGGCUGGCUCCUGAUGUUACUGGUACUGUUGCUGUUGCUGCUGCUGCUGCUGACCCAGCCAUGACUGCCUUUCAGAGCCGGCGAAGCCACUGCUAGUACCUUCGGUAGGAGUGACUGACAGGGCACAACACAACUCAUGACUCACGAGUCACAUCAAGGGUUUUGGGGACAAGAUGAGGCACGAGGUGCAAAAUAUUGGCGCGCCAUGGCAUCAAGUUCCCUGGUGCAGUUGUUCCUUGGGUUAUAUCCGUGUGACGAAGGCUUGGGCCUUGGGCAAGACUAGGACGGGCGCAGGUGUAGUGUGCGUGCUGGAAUGGGGGCAGGUUGGCCUACUGCAUUUGGGUGUGCAGAUGUCAGUGCCUGUGGUGCCUGUAGGUGCAGUUGCUGGCAUUGCAAGUGCAGGUGCAGCCCCUAGACAUGAGCUGCAGGUGUUGGUUUGGUUUCUCGUGGUCGGCUUGACUGUACUGGUGGGAACUGUUUGGUUUAGGUGAGGUGACCCGUUGCCGUCUCUCCUCUCAGGCUGACAAGAAAUGGCUGCCUACCUAGGAUCGUGGACUUGUUUGUCUGCUGCACGGAAAGCAUGCGGUCUGACAACUGAUGCUGAGGGGUAGUAUGUAGCUUGUUUUUCUGUGCUUUGGCCUGCUGUGCUCUGCUCAUUGCUCCGCAGUAGUCCCCGCUCCAUAAACCUGCUGCUGCUGCUACUGCUGCUGGUGCGAUCGGUAGUGUUCCUGCACAGCUGUGUCUGGUCUCUUUGACACUGCUUCCCUGUGCCUGCUACCUCAGCGCUCCAUCAUUCUCCUCCAUUGUUUGUCUUGUUUAGGUGCCUCAUCCCUGCUGACCUGUAGAUGCACGUUAGUGUGCUCCCUAACACUGUCCUGCUUGUUUGAGGUGGUUAGCUGUUUAGAUUGUGACCAAUGACCAUGUUGCUGCUGUAUUAGUCGCCUAGACGUAUGCACAUAGCGGUUGAUGUAGGUUGGAG